Liolophura sinensis is the source of this 357-nucleotide messenger RNA. RefSeq lists its product as uncharacterized. The transcript is spliced from 2 exons. NCBI's taxonomy places the organism in Eukaryota, Metazoa, Mollusca, Polyplacophora, Chitonida, Chitonidae. Bases 1 to 357 code for a protein of 118 amino acids. The record is from RefSeq and is a predicted model, not a curated record.
AUGACGGAACAGAUAGGAAGCAGGUGCACUCUACAAACUGAUAAAGAUCAAGGAAGUGAAGAGCAAAGGAGAAGAGAGACAGCAAAGGAGAAGAGAAGAGAGCGAAAAGAAAGGAAAGACAGCGAAGCAGAAGGGAGAGGGAGCGAAAAGAAAGGUAAAGACAUCGAAGCAGAAGGGAGAGAGCGAAAAGAAAUGGAAAGACAGCGAAGCAGGAGGGAGAGGGAGCGAAAAGAAAGGGAAAGACAGAUGAAGGGAGAGAGCGAAAAGAAAGACAGCGAAGCAGAAGGGAGAGAGCGAAAGGGAAUAGUAAAGGGGAAGGGAGAGAGCGAAGGAGCAGACAGGGAGAUAGAGAGAUAG